AUGUCCCGUCGGCCCCCAUCGCCUCAGCAGCUGAUGAGUCCUCCAGACUCACCGGGUCAAAGACGUCGCUUUCUACGAGAAUCCGAUGAUGCAGAGGGAAAUAUAUCCACCACCGACAUGGCAUUGCCGCCCGGUCCUUUCCUUAUUACGCAAUUUUCCCCAGAGAAGGAUCCCACAACGCCAUUUCGUGAUGAGAUCUGUUCUGCGAUGCGAAAUUUUGGACUCACUCCAUUUUCCAGGGUUGGUAAAGCAUCAAAAGAGGGAUAUGAGGAUUUCAAUCUACUACAAGUUCGUAUGAAGACUGUGCGACCUCUGCUGUGA
Molecule: messenger RNA, 321 nt
Organism: Penicillium taxi
Lineage: Eukaryota; Fungi; Ascomycota; Eurotiomycetes; Eurotiales; Aspergillaceae
Exons: 2
Coding region: 1-321 (106 amino acids)
Source: RefSeq, a predicted model, not a curated record